CAACUGAAAGAUGGUUAUUUCCUAAGACAAACCUCAGAGACAACAACUUCAGAUUCAGAACCUCAAAGUAAUUACUAGUAAUUCGUAAAUAAAACAUGGGUUCUUCUGGGUAUUCAAAAUGGUUUGCUGCAACCAUAACUCUAGCUUUUGCUGCUCUUUCUACCUCCACAGUUUAUAUAUGCAGGAAGAGAUCAAAAGCAUUGAACUUGAAGGUUAAAGAGCUUCAGAUAUCUCUCAAUUCUUCUUUGCAAAACUGUGCUGCUGAACGCCAAGGUCGAAUCCGCGCCCAACAGGCAUUGAGGGAGGCAUUACCAGCAGCACAGUCCAAGUCUGAGAAGUUGGAGGAGCAGAUUUCUUAUCCAAUGACACCUAUUGGUUUUGUUCACUCUUGCUUCUCUACCAGAAAUGGGACCCCAAGGCAACCACUACUCGUGCCUCUUGCUAGGGCAUGCAUAAACUUCAAUGCUACUCGAGUUCCUCCAGCAUCUCUCGAGGGUCUCACAGAAUAUUCUCAUUGCUGGAUUGUAUUUGUAUUUCACCUAAACACUAAUUUAGAUAAGUUAUGGAAGCACCCAUCUAGAUCAAAGUUCAAAGCUAAGGUUAAAGUUCCAAAACUGAAAGGUGGAAGGAUGGGAGUAUUUGCUACGAGAUCUCCACAUCGCCCAUGUCCUAUAGGUCUCACGGUUGCAAAGGUGGAGGCAGUAAAAGGGAAUACGGUUCUUCUAUCUGGUGUAGAUCUGGUGGAUGGGACACCAGUACUUGACAUCAAACCUUAUCUACCAUACUGUGAUAGCAUCCAAGGAGCAGCAGUGCCAAAGUGGAUAAUGGAAGACGAUACGUUAUCAGUAGCUUCUGUUAGCUUUUCCGAGGGCUUCUCUUCGUCACUCGUCGAUUGCUGGAAAAUAAUGGGGAUGAAGUCACUCUAUGAAUCAUCUGAUGAGCUGCAAUGCUUGAUCGAGCAGGUACUUUCCUGGGAUAUCCGAUCAUUAUCUCAGCGGAACCAACCUCACGAACCCUUUAAUAAGAAAGCAAAUGGUAAAGCUACAUAUACUUGUCUUGAUUCAGAAUCUAACCACGAAGAAUACACUUUGAACCAUGAAAACAACGAAGUUCUUCAUUCUGAUGAUGUAACAUAUCAUCUAAUUUUGGAAGGAAUCAAUAUAUCUUACAAAAUCAACAACAGUGGCAAUGUAAUUGUAGAAAAAGCUAUAGUUACGCCAGAAAGUACAAGACAAUAAUGAUGCAUCAGCUUGAUGUCUGUAACUAAUGGCGGGUUUAGUCAAAUCAGGGAGAAAAGCAACGUACGAUUGGGCAAGAAGGGGUUGUAGUCCCGGCUUUCUUGUAUAGCUUACGUGCCACAUUCCGAGUGAUCGAGUUAUCUUUAGGAAUUUAUUAUAUGGAGAGACUACUGUAUGGCCAAUCUGGGGGGCACCUGUUGCCAUUUCAACGAUUGCGUGGAUGUUGCCGGCGAGGCUCCGUCUUUGGAUGAUAAGUUUUUUGGCCGCUUACAGCACAUUGUGACAUUUUUGGCCACUUAUAGCACAUUGUGACAUUUUUAGCCAUAAUUACUUUUCUGAUCUCAUA
This is a messenger RNA of Mercurialis annua (annual mercury), 1584 nucleotides long. RefSeq lists its product as uncharacterized. The record is from RefSeq and is a predicted model, not a curated record. NCBI's taxonomy places the organism in Eukaryota, Viridiplantae, Streptophyta, Magnoliopsida, Malpighiales, Euphorbiaceae. Bases 96 to 1238 code for a protein of 380 amino acids. The transcript is spliced from 9 exons.